AUGGCUGCUUUCACUCUCACAUUUGCUCCUACUACCCGAUCCUUCGGCCGAUCUGGCUACAACAAGGACGGCGACGACUCUGACUCCAAACCCACAAACAACCGUGGUCGAUCUGGCUACAACGAGCCUGAGGAGGGAGACUCUGGUCGCUCUGGCUACAACGGCCCUGAAGACGAUGAUUCCUCCAAGGGCAACAAGGGUCGCUCUGGCUACAAUGGUCCCAGCGACAAUGACGAGGAGUAA
Messenger RNA from Fusarium proliferatum ET1, 243 nucleotides. RefSeq lists its product as uncharacterized. The record is from RefSeq and is a predicted model, not a curated record. Bases 1 to 243 code for a protein of 80 amino acids. Lineage: Eukaryota; Fungi; Ascomycota; Sordariomycetes; Hypocreales; Nectriaceae. The transcript has a single exon.